Sturnus vulgaris (Common starling) is the source of this 2303-nucleotide messenger RNA. The record is from RefSeq and is a predicted model, not a curated record. NCBI's taxonomy places the organism in Eukaryota, Metazoa, Chordata, Aves, Passeriformes, Sturnidae.
AUGAAACCACUCACCCAGAAAGUUCUUCCAGAGAUUAAAUUGGAGCCCCAUGAAGUGGAUCAGUUCCUGAACCUCUCUCCUAAGGAAGCAGUGGAUCCCCUGCACUUGCCUCCCACCCCUCCGAGCAGCCAUGACAGUGAUUCCGAAGGGGCACAGAGCCCAGCUCGAUCACUCCCUCCUUCCAGCCCAGUGCAGCUCCAGGCCACGACUAAGGUUGUGUCGCGCACAGCUUCAGUGCUCUCCAAUUCCCCUCUCCUGACUGCACCACAUAAAUUACAGGGGACUGGCCCCCUCAUCCUGACAGAAGAAGAGAAGAGGACGCUGAUAGCAGAGGGCUACCCAAUCCCUACCAAACUGCCCCUGACAAAAGCGGAAGAGAAAGUUCUAAAAAAAAUCCGCAGGAAAAUAAAAAACAAGAUCUCUGCCCAGGAAAGUAGAAGAAAAAAGAAAGAAUACAUGGACAGUCUGGAAAAAAAAGUUGAGACCUGCUCAAAUGAAAACAGUGAGCUGCGUAAGAAGGUUGAAGUCCUGGAGAACACAAACAGAACACUUCUGCAGCAGUUGCAGAGACUCCAAGCCAUGGUUGCUGGCAAAGUGUCCCGCUCAUGCAAGGCAGCUAGCACACAAACAGGGACCUGUCUUAUGAUGGUGGUGCUGUGCUUUGCAGUAGUUUUUGGCAGCUUCUCUCAGAGCUAUGGGCCAUAUCCUUCUGCUACAAAGAUGGUGUUGCCCAGGCAGCAUUCCUCACCAGAGUCCUACACAGAUUCCAUUGUGAGGUCAAGGAGUCUACUAAUUUAUGAAGAGCCUCACCAACUGGAGGAGCCAUCAAGCCAGAUCUCCUUUGCAGAUCGCAAUGACAGGCAAACAGACACCUCCAAGUUCACAACACUGUCCCUGGAAGCUGUGUCAGGGACACAGCAGGAUGAUAUCAUGCAGUUCACAAUAGCCAACGAGACAAGGCUAGAGAAAUCAGUGCUUCUGGGCCUGCAGCAGCAUAGAGUCAACUCUGAACUAGAAGGAAAUGAAACACUGAAGAUAAUUGAAAUAGAUAGAAGAGUCAAUGCCACCUCUUAAAAAUAAAAAAGGCCUUUUUGCUUGACUUCCCUCUUUCCCACAUAUUUUCAACCAAAGUUCCCCUGACUUGUCAUUCUCAGUGAACCAAAGUACAAAAGAAAGGGAGUUCAACUUCUGCAUUGACUGGUGAGGCUGUGACUACGGAUGGGAUCUCUUGUCUUUGUAACUCCCUUCAUGUUGCACACAGUCCCUGUCUCUGCUUUUAUCUCUUUCCUGUCUAAAACUGCAAGGGGAGGAUUGAAUUAUGAUGGCAGAUGAUGCCAGCAGUGUGCCAGUGACUGGUGGGUGUGUGUGCACCUGUACAUGCAUACAGCCUGAUCUGAGCACAAAGACAUUCUGGAGAAGAAUUGUGUGAAACCAAUGGGAGCAUGUGGGUGAUAGGUUUCUUGGGAGAAGGUGAUUGAGAGUGAGAGGAGAUGCAGCAUGAUGGUGCUUAGAGUCUCACCACAGCUCUGUGCCUACUGGUCUACAGCACUUGAGCCUUUUUGGGGGGAUAGAAAAGCACAUGUGCAGCCUGCUUCUGAAGGGACAGGAAAGGGCCCUGACACUGCGGAGUUUACAGCACAGGCAGGAGAGGGCUGGUACAUGAUGCUACUGAAUUUCCUCCCCUAGCUCUCUUCUCCCCUGCAGUCUCUUAAUCCCUUAGCAGGGUAGGUUUCUCUCUGCAUUGAAAGCAGUCCUGGUAGGCUUCCCUGCUUCCACCCUUGAGAAAUUAAGCAAGGAUCAGUCACUGUCUUACCACACUCUGUGUGGGAGAAUUACACUAGUUUAACUAAAUCUGUUUAGAAAGCAGGUUUUGUUACAUUUAUGCAAUAUUUUAGAUGGAUGCCCUUUAGUCUGCUUAAGGCUAAUCUAUUUAGCUUAAGUCAGUUCCUUCCCAACAAACUAAAUCAAUGCAAGGCUUAAACCAGAAGUGCCUCCUGAGAGGACUAUAUGGAAUUAAUUUACUGGCUUCUAGCUGGUGGAUGAAAAUUCUUGUGUAGACCUGGUCUCAGAUUGUCUUGUGUUUUUCUUUCCUUGCCAUCUUCCUGUUACUGUUGUAAAUAGUAUUUAUUAGCUUAAAAAAAUUCUGUUCAGGCAGUUGCAAUGAAGAGAACUGAGCAUUCCUAACCCUGCAAGUGAUCUGGGCAGACCCUGGAAUCAGACACACAAACAGCUCUGAACACCCACUUCCUCCCCUUAUGCUUGAAUUGUCCUAAAAUAAAGCCAUGUGUCUUAUUUUCCUCUUA